Messenger RNA from Branchiostoma floridae (Florida lancelet), 1773 nucleotides. RefSeq names its product polyunsaturated fatty acid lipoxygenase ALOX15B-like. Gene Ontology annotation, biological process: hepoxilin biosynthetic process; lipoxygenase pathway; arachidonate metabolic process. The transcript has 4 exons. Gene Ontology annotation, molecular function: metal ion binding; oxidoreductase activity, acting on single donors with incorporation of molecular oxygen, incorporation of two atoms of oxygen. The record is from RefSeq and is a predicted model, not a curated record. NCBI's taxonomy places the organism in Eukaryota, Metazoa, Chordata, Leptocardii, Amphioxiformes, Branchiostomatidae. Bases 49 to 537 code for a protein of 162 amino acids.
ACGGAUAAAGUUUCAGGGGACCAGGAGCUAAGGGCCUGGAGAGAGGAGAUGACUAAAGCAGCUGCCGAGGGUGGUGCAGGCAUUCAGGGGGUUCCCGGUGAAGGUGAGUUCAAGACUGUCGAUGACGUCAUUGCAACGGUGACGUCAGUCAUCUUUACCAGCACGGUGUCGCGUGCUGUCAGCCUACAGAUGUACAGCCAGUGUGCCUUCCCACCCAACUACCCUCUCAACCUCGUCGGCAAUCCAAUCACAGACAAGACCCGUCUAACUAUAGAUGAUGUGCUGAAGUACGUACCAAACAAGCAGGAGACCCUGCGGAUGAUGUCUAUGACAAGGCUGCUGAGUUGUAAGGGAAACUUGAGGGACACACUGGGCGACUUCAAAAACAACUUCCUAUUCUCACCAGUGGGGAAGGCCGCGGUCAGACGUUUUCGGGAAGAUAUGGCCACGAUUUCAGCAAGCAACAAGAAGAAGGAAAGGUCCCCGCCUUUCUCAUACCUGGACCCUGACGUCAUCCAGACUUCAUGUUGUUUUUAAACAUCAAAACGUUAGCAAAACAACCUUGCUGUAGGUAGCAUAUCUUUCUCUGGAGAAAACAUACUAGUACACAACGAAAUUUCCUGGCACAUUUGACCAAUUAAUGACAUCAUGUUUGAUCAACCGAAACUUUGGCACGUGUGCAUGUGCAUUUCAUGUACUGAAAAAAAUUCAGCUAUCUACUAUGUAUACUACAAUCUUUUCUUGGAGGAGACCGUGGCAUAACGUAUUUCUUUCUCAUACAUUGAAAUGCUGUUUAAGUUUUGUACUUCUUAAAUGAAACGGAGAGCGAAGUAGAGUAGAGUAGGUAGAGAACUUGCCUGUGUGUGCGUGUGAAUAGUUGUCAAUCUUUUACCUCAUAUCCAAGAAACCAUGCUACGUAAACGAGAACAGGCUAGUAGUACCGUUUGUUUGAAAACAAGAAACAACAACUAUAAAACGCUUAAAAUGAAUAACUUAUUAUUGCAAAUCCAUACAUAUGACUUAUUACUUCCGGGAAGGAGGUUUACCUGUGAGGGGCCCCGGGUUUCUUUUUUUCUUAUUUUCGUCUGUGUAUCGCAGGUAUAUUAAGUCAAUGGAUUUUAGUAUGAUGUCCCAAAGAAACAUGUAGAUUCGGGGCCAAACUAGCAACAUUUUCUGGUACUGCAGCAUUACAGGAAACCACCCUCUUCCUAAAUGUAGUGUGGAAUAGUCCAUGGUAAUCAUUUCCGUAGGAAUAACCCCCUAUAGGAAGGUGAUAGGUAGUUGGGAUCAAGUAUAGGAAAAAGGGAAGGGCAUUAUCUGUAUGCAAAUAUUUCAAGGAGGAUCUCCGAUUUUUUGUUUUGGUAUGUGAGUUUUUCAAAUAACCGGGACAGGCCUUCUAUACUGUAGUAACGUCGCCGAUGUCAUUAAUGGCUGUUGCACUCAUUAACAACGUCUUUUCAACCUUAGGAUAGAUGGUAGUGAUUUCAGUUUGAUGGGUUUGUGUGUGUAGAUGUAUUACUACGAUAUGACGCCCAUGGGCUUGAUUACAUAAAUAGUAUGGGUGGAAGUACAAGUAGUUGUAGAAUAGGUAUAUUGGAUUAGAUCUGGUGCAAAAUGUAUGUCGUUUUUUCUGUUGUUAUACUCGUACAUUGGUAAAGUACGUCAUCAUGUAUUGGUCUGAAAAAAGUUUUUACCAUUUACUUCGAUUGCAGUGAAAUGUAUUUCCUUAAAUACAUUAAAAUCAUAACAAUAAAGCGUUUUAUUUUGGGGAAA